AUGGCGGAAACAAACAAAAAGGAGGAAGUGAAAAAGAGUGAAGAGACAAGUGCUGUUCCUCCGGCAUCAUUGGUACCUGUUCAGCCCAUAGCUUUGAGUUCCAAGGAUAAGUCCACUAAGAGGUUAAUAGUAGUUUUAUCUCAGGCAUGCUUAGAAACCCACAAAAUGAAUACAGGUGGCCCAGGUGGUGAUAAGUAUGCGUUGUUAAACUGUGACGAUCAUCAAGGUCUCUUGAGAAAAAUGGGUAGAGAUAUUGCAGAAGCACGGCCAGAUAUAACCCAUCAAUGUCUUUUGACAUUGUUAGAUUCGCCAAUUAAUAAAGCAGGAAAAUUACAAGUUUACAUACAGACGGCAAGGGGUGUUCUUAUAGAAGUGAAUCCGAGUGUGAGAAUUCCAAGGACGUUUAAAAGGUUUUCAGGACUUAUGGUUCAGCUUUUGCAUAAAUUAAGCAUUAGGUCAGUAAAUUCAGAAGAAAAGUUACUUAAAGUUAUUAAAAACCCUAUAACAGACCAUUUGCCGACGAAAUGUAAGAAAAUAACUUUAUCAUUUGAUGCUAAGGUACAAAGAGUUCAAGAUUAUGUUCAAACUUUAGAUGACGAUGAAAGUAUCUGCGUAUUUGUGGGUGCAAUGGCUCGCGGGAAAGAUAAUUUUGCCGAUGAAUUUGUGGAUGAGAAGAUAGGACUUUCAGAAUAUCCCUUAUCUGCAUCUGUAGCAUGCUCCAAGUUUUGUCAUGGUUGCGAAGAUGUCUGGAGUAUUUAUUAA
Molecule: messenger RNA, 762 nt
Organism: Priceomyces carsonii
Lineage: Eukaryota; Fungi; Ascomycota; Pichiomycetes; Serinales; Debaryomycetaceae
Gene: NEP1
Product: 18S rRNA pseudouridine methyltransferase
Exons: 1
Coding region: 1-762 (253 amino acids)
Biological process (GO): rRNA base methylation
Cellular component (GO): nucleolus; small-subunit processome
Molecular function (GO): rRNA binding; rRNA (pseudouridine) methyltransferase activity
Source: RefSeq, a predicted model, not a curated record